GGCUUGUGAAAUCGUCGCACUUGUGUCGUCGAUUCCGCGGCGUCGUCGCUUGUAGCGCGUGUCAUUUCCGGGCGGCCUAGAACGGGGUAGCAAACGGCCGGCCGAGCAUCAUGCCCAAGUUUUAUUGUGACUACUGCGAUACAUACCUCACCCAUGACUCUCCAUCUGUGAGAAAGACACAUUGCAGUGGUAGGAAACACAAAGAGAAUGUGAAAGACUACUAUCAGAAAUGGAUGGAAGAGCAGGCUCAGAGUUUGAUUGACAAAACAACGGCUGCAUUUCAACAAGGAAAAAUACCUCCUACCCCAUUUUCUGCUCCUCCUCCAGCAGGGGCGAUGAUCCCGCCUCCCCCCAGUCUCCCGGGUCCUCCUCGCCCUGGUAUGAUGCCAGCACCCCAUAUGGGGGGUCCUCCUAUGAUGCCAAUGAUGGGCCCUCCUCCUCCUGGGAUGAUGCCAGUGGGACCUGCUCCUGGAAUGAGGCCACCCAUGGGAGGCCACAUGCCAAUGAUGCCUGGGCCUCCCAUGAUGAGACCCCCUGCCCGUCCUAUGAUGGUGCCCACUCGGCCAGGAAUGACUCGGCCUGACAGAUAAAGACAGAAGGCAGCCUCUUUGUAUCGUUUUUCUAUUACUUCACCAGGAGGUCAGGUGCUGUGACUCUGGGUGUCUCCUAACAGCACAAGGAAGACUUGUUAUCCCUUUCUAUCAAAGAGAAAAUAGUGUUGAAGUGGAGUAGUGGACAAAAAAAAAAAAUGUACUGCGACAUGUGAAAAUAAAAUUGUCAGCUCUUUUAGUUAAACAUGUGUUCCCUUUUUUCUCCUGUGUAUUCAUGUACUAUAAAGGAAAUGAAAUAU
Chrysochloris asiatica (Cape golden mole) is the source of this 850-nucleotide messenger RNA. It is a transcript of the gene SNRPC, whose product is annotated as small nuclear ribonucleoprotein polypeptide C. NCBI's taxonomy places the organism in Eukaryota, Metazoa, Chordata, Mammalia, Afrosoricida, Chrysochloridae. Gene Ontology annotation, cellular component: nucleus; U1 snRNP. Gene Ontology annotation, molecular function: zinc ion binding; pre-mRNA 5'-splice site binding. The record is from RefSeq and is a predicted model, not a curated record. The coding region runs from base 111 to 590 and encodes 159 amino acids. The transcript is spliced from 6 exons. Gene Ontology annotation, biological process: mRNA splicing, via spliceosome; mRNA 5'-splice site recognition; spliceosomal snRNP assembly.